UGCAGUAAAAAUACAGCUUGCUGCCUCUUCAUGUACACCAUUGCAAACAUGAAUUAAGGGGUUCAAAUAUACAAGAAACACCUUUUACAGUGGUCUUUUUUAAAACAGAACAUUUAACCCUGUUUAAAAGGUUGAUUUUAAUGCAGGAUGCUCCAUUAUCUAGAUAGCUUUAAAACUUAACGUGUUUGUAUGAUGGGGUUUAUGGGUGUUUAAAUUUACUGAUGCUUUUGGUAUGUUUUUAUCCAUAACACAUUCAUAGUAGUAGUUUUUUAACCAAGUUGAAACAGCAGUGGAAUUAAUGUGGCCUUUUAAUAGAAUGUGAAAAGAGAGGCUUGGCAUUCAAGUUAUUAAUGUUUCAAAGCACAGGGCAAAAGCAACACAGAGCCCAAACAACUGCUUGUUCUCCUCCUGGCUUUAUUUAUCAAAAUGAUAACAUUACAUAAUUUAUUUUAAACGCCACACACUGGAGCAAGGGACAAAGACAAGUGUCCAUGGGCCAUUUCUAAAAAUGUCAUCAAACACAUCACAAUUUGUGAACUGGAAGCUCUCGGAAAAGUAUCUCCUGUCGCCACCUGGAACAGUUUACCUUAUUCAACCAACUUUUGCUCCAACUUCGACUUAUUAAUGCUGGCUAUCCGCAUGUGAAUAUGUCUGCUUCUGAGUCAACCCAGAAUCAGCAUGAUACUCUGGCCAGAACUUGCUCAGAGCUGAGAAAAUCGCUGCCGCCUGCGAGGAGGAGGACACAGCUACGUGCCUCGCACAGGACGUAAUGCAGAAAAUCAGCGCCCUGAUGGACCUGAAGUUUACUGAGCUCCACCUGACUCUGGAAGGGAUGAACAGCCGUAUCAAAGACAUAUCGAACGGAAGUCGGCACACAGGCCAUGGAUCACUUGAUUAACAUAUUGCAAACUGACAGGUCAGACUCUGAAAUCCUCGGUUAUGCUUUGGAUACAAUCUACAACAUCAUCUGCAACGAUGAAGAGGAGGAACAAGAUGAAUCAGAAGACGCAGUAAUGCAAAUCCCUCUCUCAGGGAAGCAUAAGAAUGUGCCAGCACCUGACGAGGCUGGUCAGAAGCAGGCGGACGACCUGGGUGCUCAGUUCACCGACAAGUUUGUUGAAGACCCUGAACAUGUGACCCUACUGCUGACUCUGCUGGAGGAGUUUGACUUCCAUGUACGCUGGCCUGGUGUAAAGCUAUUGACUGCUCUGCUGAAGAACCAGGGUGCCCAGGUCCAAGGGAUCAUUUUAGUCAGUCCCAUGGGUGUUUCCAGGUUGAUGGAUUUGUUGGCAGACUCCAGAGAGGUGAUUAGAAAUGAUGGCUUGUUGCUGCUUCAACAGCUGACUAAAAGCAACGCUGCAAUUCAGAAAAUUGUGGCAUUUGAAAAUGCAUUUGAGCGUCUUCUAGACAUCAUCACAGAGGAGGGCAGCAGUGAUGGAGGUAUUGUGGUGGAGGACUGUUUGCUGCUGCUGCUCAACCUGCUAAAGAACAACAGCUCCAAUCAGAACUUCUUCAAGGAGGGCUCGUACAUUCAGAGGAUGAAGCCCUGGUUUGAGGUUGGGGAUGAUAACUCUGGUUGGUCUGCACAGAAAGUCACCAACCUGCACCUCAUGCUACAGUUGGUGCGAGUCAUGGUGUCUCCGGUGAAUUCUCCUGGAGCCACAGCCAGCUGUCAGAAGUCCAUGUACCAGUGUGGUCUGCUGCAGCAGCUGUGUACCAUCCUCAUGGCCACCGGUGUACCCGCUGACAUCCUCACUGAGACCAUCAACACCGUGUCAGAGGUUAUCAGAGGCUCCCAGGUCAACCAGGACUACUUUGCUUCUGUCAACGCCCCGUCAAACCCACCAAGACCAGCCAUCGUAGUGCUCCUCAUGUCCAUGGUGAACGAGAGACAGCCCUUUGUGCUUCGGUGUGCAGUGCUCUACUGUUUCCAGUGUUUCCUCUACAAAAACCAGAAAGGGCAGGGGGAGAUCGUGGCCACACUGCUGCCCUCCACUAUCGAUGCUAACUCUAUCUCAGCGGGCCAGCUGCUGUGUGGAGGCCUGUUCUCAGCAGACUCUCUGUCUAACUGGUGUGCUGCUGUAGCUUUGGCUCAUGCCCUGCAGGACAACCUGACCCAGAAGGAGCAGCUUCUGAGGGUCCAACUGGCCACCAGUCUGGGAAAGCCCCCUGUCUCUCUGCUGCAACAGUGCACCAACAUCCUCUCUCAGGGAGAUAAGAUCGCCCGGCGGGGCAGUAAAGUUCAGACGAGGGUGGGCCUCCUCAUGCUGCUGUGUACAUGGAUCAGCAACUGUCCCAUCGCUGUCACACACUUUCUGCACAACCAGGAAAACGUUCCCUUCCUGACGGCCCAGAUCUCAGAGAACCUGGGAGAGGAUGAAAGGUUGGUGCAGGGCUUGUGUGCGCUGCUCCUUGGCAUCUGCAUCUACUACAAUGACAACUCGCUGGAAAACUACACCAAAGAGAAGCUAAAGCAGCUCAUCGAGAAGCGGAUUGGGAAGGAGAACUUUGUAGAAAAAUUGGGCUUCAUCACUAAACAUGAGCUGUACUCGAGGGCGGCUCAGAAACCACAGCCUGUCUUCCCAUCUCCUGAGCAGAUGCUGUUUGACCACGAGUUCACCAAGCUGGUCAAAGAGCUUGAGGGUGUGAUCACAAAAGCAGUUCAUAAAUCAAGUGAAGAGGAGAAGGAGGAGGAGGAGGUGAAGAAGACGUUAGAGCAACACGACAACAUCGUGACUCAGUACAAAGAGCUGAUCAGAGAACAGGAUGCUCAGAUCCAGGAGCUGAAGGAACAGGUGGCGACCAUGUCGGCUCAAAACGAACAGAUGCAGACGACGAUGACACAACAGCUGUCCCAGAUCCAGCAGCACAAAGAUCAGUACAACAUCCUCAAACUGAAAUUAGGUAAAGAAAACCAGCCCAACAGUCAGGGAGACAGCACACAGGUGAAUGGGCUGCAGACAGAGGAGGUCACACAGCUCAGAGAGGAACUAGAGGAGCUCCGCAAGCAAUACACACUCCUUCAGACACAACUCAGCGACAAAGACACACUCAUCAACAGCCUGAGGUCAGAGACGUCCCAGACAGCUGAGGGUUCAGCAGCAGAAUCAGACAACACAGAACUGCUCAAGGAGCUUGAGGCUCUAAGGAGUCAGGUCCAGUCACAGUCAGCAGAAAUCAACCAGAUGAGGACAGAAAGAGAAGAGCUUCUCAGGAGAGCUGAAGCUUCUUCCUCAGAUGCAGCUCCCAGCAGUGACGGCUCAUUAGACGCUGCAAAGAUGGCAGAACUGGAGAGCAGACUCGCAGCACAGACCGCCGAGACAGAGCGACUCAAGGCGGAAGGAAAGAGCUCGUCGGAUAGCAGGGUGGAGCUGGAGCAGCAGCUGGCCUCAACCACCAGCACGGUGGCCAUCCUGCAGACAGAGAAGGCAAAGCUGCAAACAGAGGUGCAGGAGUCCAAGAAGGAGCAAGACGACCUGCUGAUGCUGCUGGCUGACCAGGACCAGAAGAUCCACAGCCUUAAACAGAAACUCAAAGACCUGGGAGAGACGGUGGACGAUGAGGACGACCUCGAUACCAGGGACCAAACAGAUGAUGAUUACGAGGAGGAGGAUGAGGAUGAAGACUAGAGAUGAAGAGAAAAACACUGAGAGAAGAAAAAGGAGAUUUGUCUGCCAGCAGGCAAGAAAAGACUUUUCAGAAACACACCAGAGAAACUGAACUUUAGGACUGAUAUAAUGAAGAAGUUUCUCUCCCUGUCUGCCAUGCUGUUCAGUUUUCUUUACUCCUGUCCAUCACAUCACACAGUCAUGUUAGUUUCAAGACAUUUUUUAGUUAAAAAUGUGGUUCUGCAGUUUCCAGUAACAGAAAGGAUAUAAGCAUGUCAGUGCAUUCAUCUCUGCCAUCAGAUUGCGAUGGAUUUGACUGGUCUUGUUAAUUGUAACGUAUUGUCACAUAGAGUUAGGUUAAUUUUAACACACAAGUCACCUGAGGAAUUCAGAGAGGAUGAUUGAAAAUGUAGCAAAGAUACAAUUAGCAGAUUUGAUCUUCUCAUUUUAUCAUAAACAUUCAGAUGAACUUUUCAUGCUUCCCCUCUCUGACGUGAUGCACAGACGGCAUCAAGAUCAUCUGUGACUCGUCGCUGUGCUGCACCCUCAGUUCUUCACUCACAUACACAUUAGCCAGUUCAGGUUUAGUGUGUUACAGUAUUUCAUCUCUGUUUCAUUUCACUUAAAAAGAUAAAAAACCUAAUUGCUCUACAAUAUGCUGCAAAAACCAACACUGACAGAAAAGAUGUAAAGACAAAAAAGAUAUUUUUGCAACUUUUUGUCCAGUUCUGGCAUCCAGCUUCUGUAUGAUAUUAUGUAACUUAUCGAUUUAUGAGCCACAUUGAUAUGAAUAAAGAAUCUAUCAGUCUGUAUGGAGGGAUGAUUGUAGAUAAAUUAAAUUUUACUAAAUCCACAAUAA
This is a messenger RNA of Cheilinus undulatus (humphead wrasse), 4467 nucleotides long. It is a transcript of the gene uso1, whose product is annotated as USO1 vesicle transport factor. Gene Ontology annotation, cellular component: cytoplasm; endoplasmic reticulum; Golgi stack. The transcript has 26 exons. Gene Ontology annotation, biological process: vesicle fusion with Golgi apparatus; transcytosis; endoplasmic reticulum to Golgi vesicle-mediated transport. Bases 882 to 3629 code for a protein of 915 amino acids. Gene Ontology annotation, molecular function: protein binding. The record is from RefSeq and is a predicted model, not a curated record. Lineage: Eukaryota; Metazoa; Chordata; Actinopteri; Labriformes; Labridae.